UGAUAGUCAGGUGUGGUUUUGAUUUCAGUCAUUAUACCCCAGAAUAAAAGGGCAUAUCAGCUUUACAAAUCACUUUUAAACAGCACAGUACUGCUUACUGUAUGCUAACUUAGGUUUACUGGUAAGUCUUAGCAGCAGAGCCUUUAUUCUGCUUCUGAUCUAACCCUUUUCGUAAAGAUGAUCCACUUCUGGCUUAGUCUUGCUAUGGUCAUGGGUGCAUUUCUUUUCUGGAAAUGGAGGCGACCUGCAAACUUUCCACCUGGACCCUGGGCUCUGCCUAUCAUUGGAAACUUCCUGCAACUGAACUACAAAAAUCCACUGCCAGACCUUGAAAAGCUGGCAAAAAAAUAUGGGAAUGUCUACAGCAUAUUUCUAGGAAAUAGAUUAAUAGUCGUAUUGAGUGGCUUUCAGGCUGUGAAAGAAGCUUUGGUGAACCAUGCUGCUGAAUUUUCAGACAGGCCAGAAGACCCAUUGUUUGUAAGGAUCAGUGAAAAGAAAGGUGUUAUUGCAGCCACUUAUGGACAGCAAUGGAAGGAACAGAGAAGAUUUGUCUUAAUGCUACUACGAAAUUUUGGCCUCGGGAAAAAGUCAAUGGAAAUGAAAAUCCAAGAAGAGGCAAAAUGUUUACUUAACUAUUUUGAGAGCAGGAAGGGCUGUCAGUUUGAUCCAAAGGUAGUAAUCAACAAUGCAGUUUCCAAUAUCAUCUGCUCCAUUUUAUUUGCUCAACGAUUUGACUACCACAAUAAUACAUUCAGCAGGCAACUUGAACUCAUUGAUGAAAAUGGAAAACUUGGUGGUGGAAUAUGGGCAGAGCUGUACAACACAGUGCCUAUUAUAAGAUGUCUUCCUCUUCCAUUUCAAAAAAUUUUCAGGAACACUUCGGAGAUCAAAGGUUUUCUGAAGAAGAUUGUAGAGGAACACAAAAAUACUCUAAAACCAGGAGAACCCAGAGACAUUGUGGACUGUUAUUUAGAAGAAAUUAAUAAAAGAAGAAAUGAUGGUUCCUCCUUUGAUGAAGAAAAUCUUCGCAUGCUUAUGUUUGAUUUGUUUGUAGCUGGAACAGACACCACAACAAACACUUUGAGAUGGGCAUUACUGUUAAUGAUGGCUUAUCCUAAUGUUCAAGAGAAUUGUUAUAGGGAAAUUGCAUCCAUUGCUAGUGGGAAGGAGUUUGUGUCUUAUGAUGACAGACUAAGGAUGCCUUUUACACAUGCUGUUGUUCACGAAGUCCUGCGUUUUGGAAAUAUAGUUCCUCUUGGUGUCCCUCACAGCAUAUUAAAAGAAACAUCAUUUAGAGGAUAUACCAUUCCUCGGGGUACCAGGGUAAUGACAGAUUUGAACUCUGUCCUUCAUGAUGAAACUCAGUGGAAGUUCCCCCAUGAAUUUAACCCGGCCAACUUCCUCAAUGAAAAGGGAGAGUUUAUAAAGCAUGAAGCAUUUAUACCAUUUUCAACAGGUCCGAGGAUUUGCUUAGGUGAGAACUUAGCUCGGAUGGAAACAUUCCUCUUCUUAACAUCUUUACUGAAAAAGUUUGAAUUCUCUUGGCCUGAAAAAUCUAUUGCACCCAACCUCAUACCCAGGUUUGGAAUAGUACAAUCUCCGUAUCCUUUCAAAGUGGGACUGAAAGGAAGAUGGAACAAUUAAGAGAGAAGAACAUUUUAAAAUUAUUAUUUUAAUUAAUUGUUACUGACAUUUCUGAGUAAAACUUAACCAUGGAUACUGUUUAGUUUUCUUACAAAAAAAUCAAAUAAAAUAAAGCUGGAAUAAUUCAGAAUGUUAUUUUUGUAAAGAUGAAUGUCUAAGUUGUUUUUAUUGCUACAGUUCCAUUUUUGCCCAGGUCUGAAUAUGUAUAAAUCUUUUAGUGAGAGCUUUUAAAGAUAAAACAAAUGAUAAAGCGUUCCAUGUUUGUUCAUCGUUGGACAGUUUAACAAAACUAGUUUUAUUUUUGAAAAUUGUAAAAAUAUUGUUAUUAAAAUGUUUUGUAAUAUUUGGAGCUUUUCUACCUGG
Molecule: messenger RNA, 2007 nt
Organism: Protopterus annectens (West African lungfish)
Lineage: Eukaryota; Metazoa; Chordata; Ceratodontiformes; Protopteridae
Product: cytochrome P450 2J6-like
Exons: 9
Coding region: 178-1644 (488 amino acids)
Biological process (GO): xenobiotic metabolic process
Cellular component (GO): cytoplasm; intracellular membrane-bounded organelle
Molecular function (GO): oxidoreductase activity, acting on paired donors, with incorporation or reduction of molecular oxygen, reduced flavin or flavoprotein as one donor, and incorporation of one atom of oxygen; iron ion binding; heme binding
Source: RefSeq, a predicted model, not a curated record